AUCAGUGCGCUCGGCGCUCGCUCUGUCAACUAGCUGCGAUCACGCGGCCCCGAACUGGCUGCCCACAUGCCGAUCCGCCCCGAGCAAUCUGGCCGCAUUAAAUAGGAGGUGCGGGAGAUACGCAACUUCAGCUCUGUCUGGGAACUGUCUAGCGACGAUAAGCCAAGCCGCCUCUAGACUUUGGCCGCUCCAGCUCCAGAUAUCAGCAACUAACAUAUAUUCCCGGCGGGUUAAUGGAGGGAGCUCAGGCAAGUUUAUGGGGCUUGACCUGGAGAUGUUACGCGAUCUUUUCGUGAAAUUAAAGUUAAUGCGACCAGCCAGGAUUGUAUAACCAUUACAUUGAAGCUUGCGAGCAAAGUCGGGCUUUACCCUCGCACCCCGCCACCGACAGCACGUGGACGCGUUAAAUUGGCUUUGGAAACCAAAAUAGAAAUCUUUCUGUCCGUCCGUCUGUGCUUUGUUUUAAGAGCCACACGAGCAAUGUCAGGUAUAAAGCACCAACUGGUUUUCUAUUUUAUACAAAUUGAAUUUGCGACAACGCCAGCGAGUCGCUGAUUUGCAUAGAAACCAAUUCAUAUAUAUCAUAUGCCACGUUGGUCAGCAGGAGGCGCACCCAUCUCCAGUCGAAAGCAUCAAAGAAAGAUGGCUUCGAGUGGCGGAAGUCUGAUCGCCGCAGACUUAACGACGCUUUAGAACGGCCAGCGCUUGGUCCAGUCUGGCGUGAUGUGGCAUAGUCACUAAUCACGCAGACUAUUGUCCAAUCCAAACUGGUUCCCCUGCACACGCUCUACUGGUUUAUUGUGCUCUGGCCCAAGCUCAUCUUUCGAUUGUUCUGUUUUUCAGAAACUGCCUGCGCCGCAUCGCCCGUCACGAUGAGCAGCAGUUCUCCAAAGACAGCAUUGUCAAUGUGAUGGAAAAGUUUGUAAAGACUGUCAACAUUAUGGACGACACCAUACUGGUGCCAUGCAGGCUCAUGGAUCGGCAGAUCGGCGACAGCACUGACAUCAUCCCAGCAACCGGCAAGGACUCGACCGCCAACCAGCUGACACAGACCUCCAGUGCCCACGGCAAGCGGGGAGCGGCGCAUUCAAAAAAUGUCCAAGACUUUCUCAGCGCCUCCGAGCUGUUCAAUCUGUACAACAUGCUGAACUCCCUGAAAAAAGAUCUGCUUUGGACCGCCAACCAGGAGGACGACGACCAGCAGCACUCCGAACAGCAGCUCAACGCCAGUACCAGUUCCACUUCGAGCUGCAAUCCCAGCGAGAGCAAGACUGAAUUCAACAGCGGCAGUCCAAGCACAACCGCAUCCGGAAGUGUCAAGGGUCAUGUGCGCCGUACCUCUACCGCAUCCAUGAUGUCCACCAACUCGGUGAGCAACAUGAGUGACUCUGACUCGGACAUAUCGCAGGAAAACGACUCGGGGCUAGAGUCCGAUGGCAACAAGAGCGACAACGCCCAAAGCAGCGACGGCAGCGACAUUGUAGACGUCGCCAAAUCGAAGCCGGGCUCGGGGGACAAGGCCACGGAGCUGGCCAAGCGCUGCCGGAGGCAUCUUAACGGUCUGUACCAGUGCCUGGAACAAAUGACAGAGGCGGCCAACUACCUGACCGCCAGAUACCAAAGUGAUAUUGGGCCCGUCUAGGACCGCCAACUCAAGGCCUUCUCGACCCUCUAUUUCCUAUGCCUCCUACACUAUCACUUUCUUUCGAGCUGGUCGGGGUUAACUUCAUACCAUAGUCGCGGGCGGGUCUUUACACUCAUUAUUAUCAAGUGUGAGGUAUUUUUUUAACUUUAACUAUAACUGUAUCAAAAUAUCUAUAUCUAUGUAUGUAUAUGAUUAUGUAUAUGUAUCUUGAGGGGGUGCUAAGCAAGACAUAUGAGAAUCGUAUGUGUGCAAUAGGAUUGUAUAAAUGUAUAACUGAGGAUGAUAAAUAACUGGUAGAUAUAGUAGUGGAUAAAGCAGCGCCUAAGCAACAAAUUAACAAACGUUCUAUUGUAAAAAUUGUAACCUCUGCGUUGCAUCUCUCUUAUGGGUUUAAGGGUAGCCAAAGUCAAAAAUCACAGAAGCGAGUCGCAUCUAUCCCAAUCAUUCCUUCUGUACCCGUUGGGGCUCCAUUGCGCCCAAGUCAACAAAUAACCACCAUGGCGCAGCGGUGGCACCGGCCCGAAUAUCCCUCUUCUUUACAAUUGAUUUUCGUAUUUAUAUAUUGGAUAGAUAGCUAUGGGAACUGCAAAACAACACUAAAGCAAACGAUGUUCAACAAGUACAAGAAAUCUAAUUUCUAACUAAAUUACGAAUACGAACGUAAGUGAAGUGGGAGCUAUGCUUGUGGAGACGGGACCACUUCACUUUUAGCCUGUAUGCAAAUUUAUAUAUUCCACAAUUGUUAUUGUAAUUGUUUAAGCCAACUAUUUGUGCCGUUAUGUUUCGUUUGAUUUCCACUUCGCAGCCGACCAGGGACACCCAGUGGUUACAGCAGGGGGGAUCUCCUAAAUCCCACCAAAGGUGACCUGGAUACCCGACUGUGAGUCCCUGGUUCGGCAACGAGGACUGCAGAGCGAACUGUAAAUUACUAACGUUAAUAGCGCUUGUGCGAGAGCUAAAAGAGAAUUAUUUAUACAUAAUAAAUAAAUUUUACUUAGAAAAU
Drosophila melanogaster (fruit fly) is the source of this 2648-nucleotide messenger RNA. RefSeq lists its product as uncharacterized. The transcript has 2 exons. The record is from RefSeq and is marked reviewed. Bases 911 to 1642 code for a protein of 243 amino acids. Gene Ontology annotation, cellular component: nucleus; cytoplasm. Lineage: Eukaryota; Metazoa; Arthropoda; Insecta; Diptera; Drosophilidae.